UAUGAACCGUCUGUCUUGCACACAGGCGUGACGUCAUGGUAGUCCAGUUGGGUUAGGUUUUUUGUGCUAAAAAAUUAACAAAAAAAUUUUUUUUAGGAUACUUAAUUUAGCUAGUUAUUUCAUUGAUAUUAGAAUUUGUGCUGUCGAGUUAGUGAUAACUUAUAUUAAUUUGAGGUCACUUUGAUUAAAGACUUCCUUCACAAGACAUUGUACAUGACAUUCUAAGGAAAAAUGAGUCAACACGAUGGUGUAAGUUGUGAUUCUUGUAUGAAAGCUAAUUUUCGAGGACGCAGAUAUAAGUGCCUGGUCUGUUACGAUUACGAUCUGUGUGCAAGUUGUUAUGAACGAGGUGCUAGUAGUACACGCCAUCUCACAGAUCAUCCAAUGCAGUGUAUACUUACAAGAACAGAUUUUGAUUUAUAUUAUGGAGGAGAAGGUAUAAGUGUUGAGCAGCCUCAAUCAUUAACUUGUCCAUAUUGUACAAAAAUGGGAUUCACAGAAGCAACAUUACAAGAGCACGUAACUGCUGAUCAUCCUGAUACAUCUUUUGAAGUGGUUUGUCCUGUUUGUGCAUCUUUACCUGGUGGAGAUCCAAACCAUGUAACUGAAGACUUUGCUGGCCAUUUAACUUUGGAACAUCGUAGUGGGCCUAGAGAUUUAAUGUCGUUUUUGGAUGAAUCUGCAUCUACAAGACCCAAUGUGCGUCGGAUGCCUCAUCCUUCCAGAGGUGUAGGUGGACCUCGUACUCGAAGAACUAACAUGCACUUCAGUUCCUCUGGAGGGCUCAGUCCAAGUAACAGAGAAGGCAUCGAUCCCAUCGCCGAAUUAUUAUCUCAAUUGUCAGGAGUACGCAGAACUGGUAGUAGUCAAAGUUCAUCUGCCCCUUCGCAACUUCAACAGUUGCAAAUGCAAUUACAGUUGGAACGUCAACAAGUUCGCGCUGCAAGACAACAAUUAGAACGUUUACCAAGAAGACAAACUCAAGGAAUUGGUUCUGUUAAUAGCGGAGGAGGAAGUAGUGCCGGACACACUACAACAAUGGCAGCUGUUUUAGCUAAUAAUACCGUCACUUCUAAUAAUGUCUCUAGUAACAGCAAUUCAGUUUCAUUCUGCACCACAUCUUCUAAUUUGCAAAAUUUUACUUUCCUAAUACCUAGAUGUAUAACCACGACACUUUCGGAUUCACAACUACAUACCAUUGAACGUGAAAGUGCAAAUAGAAGUUUGUUCGCUCGGGAAUUAGUAGUUAGCACGCUCACUCAAGCUCUAUCGGAUGUGAUAGAGAAUCAAGUAUCACCUCAAAGAGGAACGUCGCCUAACUCAAAUGUAUUAACAAAAAGUAGUCGGGAUACGUUAAGUGCGUGUCGAGACAUUAAAUCAAGAGAAUCAUUGAAUUCGAAUCAAGAGGUUAAAACAGGACAGUCAACCACGGUUAGCAACGAACAAUUAGUGCAUUCUUCUAGCCUUCAACACGAAACUGAUAAUAGCGAAACUGAAAUGUCUUCAAAUCUUAAUGAAGUUGUGAUACAGAAUGCGUCCAUCGUUCAGGCGUUAAGGCACAGCGUAACACCUCAAGGAAUGGUUCUACAACAAUCUGUGUCUCCACCGGUAAGAAAUACGGGAACUGGAACUAUCAGAGAGCAAAUAUCUGCGCCUGCAGCAGCCUACAUAAGAGGUGGCGUGAGCUCUGUCGGCGUGACUGGAGGUUCCCGCAGGAAGCCUGUUAGAUCCAUAGAUGGCAGAAAUCAAUCGACGGACCCACCACCACCGCAUUAAUUUUAUUAUAGCUGUAAUGAAAAGAAAGAAAACAUUUAAAAAGGAAGAGAAGAAGAAAAAACCCUUUAGCGCUAGUCCUAGUAUCGUUCAAAAACACCUUACUGUUGUUAUUAUAUUAUUACUUAUUGGCUAUUUUCCCGUCAAUUCGUACUGCUAUAUCUCCGUAAUUCCGUGUUAUUAAUCCUAACAAGUUAUUUCACGCCACACGUCGUAUCGUGGGCAAACUACCAUCAAAUUAUGUAUAUACAGCUCUUAUUGUCAAUGUUGUCUGAGAAAAAACACCCCUUCAUUUGCAAUUCAAUCAACCUCUUUAAUCACAAAUAUUUUCAUAAUCCUGGUUCAUUUUUAUCAAUUCUCCUUGAGUUAUAACUUUUAAGCUUAGACGACUAUUAAUUAACUAAACGAUUGCCUGAAGAGCCAAGUAUAAUUAAUAACAUAUAAAACAGAGAUUUGUCUUGUGAAUAAACACUCUUUCACAAAUACUGAUUUUUUUUAGUAGAUAUUACAUGUAUUUAAAAAAAAAUUAUAUAAUCUAAUAAUUUCAAGACUAUUUCAAUUUUUUUUUGAUUAUUGUUUUGAGUGACAAUUUUAUUUUUCUUUCGUCUUUUGAGAUAAUUUUUAAUGACAAAAUAUGUAUUCUUCUUAAUUUGGGAACAAAAAAACACUCCUGCCUAAAACACGUCUGAUACAGAAAAAAAAGUCGGAUUAUUUUUCGAAUAUAAGCAAAUUUGUCUGGUGUGUCUUUAAAUUAUAAAAUAGAAAUGGAAAAUUGACAUUUUUAAAUAGAUUUAAAAAUGUCCAGUGUUUAGAGUAACGAAUUAUUUUUAACUUUAAAAUUACUGUUUUUUCAUUUAUAUGUAACGGUAGUGCGUUACUAUUUUGAAAAAAGUAACGGUGAUUGAUUACAUUUUAUGCGGAUAAUUUGUAACUAAAAAUCAUUAAUUUCUAAUUUGCAUGUAAUGUAAAAACGAAAAAACGUCAGAUUUAAUGGAACAUUUAAAAAAUUAAAAAAUUCAUAAUGAAUUCAUAAGAGAAUAAAGGAGAUAUUUAACCUUUGAAAA
Molecule: messenger RNA, 2837 nt
Organism: Leptopilina heterotoma
Lineage: Eukaryota; Metazoa; Arthropoda; Insecta; Hymenoptera; Figitidae
Product: E3 ubiquitin-protein ligase KCMF1-like
Exons: 8
Coding region: 232-1776 (514 amino acids)
Biological process (GO): synaptic signaling
Cellular component (GO): plasma membrane
Molecular function (GO): zinc ion binding
Source: RefSeq, a predicted model, not a curated record